Messenger RNA from Artibeus jamaicensis (Jamaican fruit-eating bat), 4417 nucleotides. RefSeq names its product spermine synthase-like. Lineage: Eukaryota; Metazoa; Chordata; Mammalia; Chiroptera; Phyllostomidae. The coding region runs from base 209 to 1306 and encodes 365 amino acids. The transcript has a single exon. Gene Ontology annotation, molecular function: spermine synthase activity. Gene Ontology annotation, biological process: spermine biosynthetic process. The record is from RefSeq and is a predicted model, not a curated record.
AGGACUGGCUGUGCAGUGACCCACCGUGGCGGUAAUGGGCGUAUGAUUGGACCUCAUCCGGGUCCGUCAUUUAUUGCAAAAGAUUUUGAAGAGGUCAGAAACCUCUCCUACUUUGGGCAGUCCCCGCCGGCCGCCAACUAGGCGGCAGCAAGGUACCCUGACUCUCGCUGCCGCCCCUGUCGGGCCCGGACCAGGACUGAGCCUCGCUAUGGCCGCUGCGCGGCAAGGCACGUUGGACUUCAUGCUCGGAGCCCAAGCUGACUGCGAGGCCAUUUUGAAAAGCCUCCGCUCGGUUUUCCAGGAGCUGGGGAUGGCGGAGUCGCUGCACACCUGGCAGGAUCAUGGCUGUUUAGCGACCUACCUCAACAAAAACGGCAGCUUUGCCAACUUGAGAAUUUACCCGCAUGGCUUGGUGUCACUGGACGUUCAGAGUUACAACAACACUGCGCAAGCCAAAGAAGUUGACAGUCUUUUGAACAAAAUAGAAGAAAGAGUGAAAGAACUGAGUCAGGACAGUCCUGCGCGGGUGAAGCGACUGCCACCCAUAGUUCGAGGAGGGGCCAUCGACAGAUACUGGCCCACUGCUGAUGGCCGCCUGGUUGAGUACGACAUAGAUGAAGUGGUAUGUGAUGAAGAGUCGCCUUAUCAGAAUAUUAAAAUUCUGCACUCGAAGCAGUAUGGAAAUAUGCUCAUCCUAAAUGGGGAUGUUAAUCUGGCGGAGAGUGAUUGGGCCUAUACUCGGGCUAUCAUGGGUAGCGGCAAAGAGGAUUAUACUGGCAAAGACGUAUUGAUCCUGGGAGGCGGAGACGGAGGCAUAUUAUGUGAAAUAGUGAAACUGAAGCCAAGGAUGGCCACGAUGGUAGAGAUUGACCACAUGGUGAUUGAUGGAUGUAAGAAAUACAUGCGAAAAACGUGUGGCGACGUCUUAGACAAUCUUACAGGAGACUGCCAUCAGGUUCUCAUAGACGACUGUGUUCCAGUACUGAAGAGGUACGCCAAAGAAGGCAAGCAGUUUGAUUAUGUGAUUAAUGAUUUGACAGCUGUUCCAAUCUCCACAUCUCUGGAAGAAGAUUCCACAUGGGAAUUUCUCAGACUGAUUCUUGACCUUUCAAUGAGAGUACUGAAGCAGGAUGGAAAAUAUUUUACACAGGGUAACUGUGUCAAUUUGACAGAAGCCCUUUCACUCUACGAACAACAGCUCGGGUGCCUCUAUUGCCCUGUGGAAUUCUCGAAGGAAGUCGUCUGCGUCCCUUCAUACAUGGAGUUGUGGGUAUUUUACACUGUUUGGAAGAAAGCUCAGCCUUGAAGCUCAACAUGCCCUCAUCCUGUGUGCUGCAAAUGGUCUUCCUGACCUUUGUGUGCUGCCCAUGACAUUGAAUUGAGUCAGGCAAUUGAUGGUGAAUCUCUUCAAGUUUUAUUUUUUUAAUCAUUACUUUCAAUUUAAAAAAGCAAAUGGAAAAUGUAUAUUUUGAUGAGCUAGGGGGCUAUUUGUUGGUGGUUUUUUUUUGAAAGACAGCUGGGAGAAGGCUGCUAAAUGCACACUGAACCCCUGUAUGGUGAUUUUGUUACUUUUAAAAAAUGUGUGGGCUUUUCUUGUUUUUUUGUUUUGUUAGACUUUGAGUUUGAUUGUUUGGGGGAGUGAACAUGUUUUGUUCUGGGGGGAAAUUCUCAAUGAUGUUUCUUUCCUCAAAAAGUUUACUUAGAUAUUAGCAAUGCUUUGAUUAAAAUUACAAAUGAGAAAAAAUAUGAAAGAAACCUCUCUUGCCUUAAAGCAAAUACCCAGAAUCAAACCUUCUAUGUCUGUUUCACAAAACAGCAGGGGUCUCAUAGCUGAGAAGGCAUUCGGCCCAGGUCAUCCAUGUGAUAAUGUAGACAAAAUAAUCCUUUCCUAAUUUGAGUAACUGGGGGGCUUUAUAGUUUUUUUUAAAUUUUAAUUGUGAUAAAAUAUACAAAGUUCUGCCUUCUGAACCAUUCUGAAGUACAUAUUUCAGUAGCGUUAAGUGUAUUUACAUUGUACGAGACCAAUCUUCAGAAUUUUUUCAUACCCAUUAAACAAUAACUCCCCAUUUCCCCUACUGCCAGCUUCUGGCAUCCAUUAUUUUACUUUCUCUGUUCCGAAUUUGACCACUCUAGAUACCUUAUAUAAUAUAGUUUCUUUUAAAAGAACCCAAAAUAGGCCUAGCACAAAGAAAGGAGCCACCCCUGGUUUUAAAAUUAAGGACCUAAACACUGACUCCAAAGCCUGUGUUCUUCCCACUGUGUCUCUCUUCUUUCCUCCCUCGAGGCACUCAGUCCUUCACGACUGUGUACCAGGAUGUGCUUAGGUCUGGGGGACGCAGUGUUGAACAUGUCAAUUAUGUGAACAUAUGUGCCCAGACCACAAUUUCCUGAGCCCGGCAAGCGACUUCGUGACUCCUUACUUUAGCUCCUGCCCUUUGGCCUGGAAGGCUCGUUCCUGCAUUGUCUACCUGGGGAACACCUACCCAGUGUUUAUAAUGAGCUCACAUGCACUCAUCUUUCAAAAACCUUAUUGGACUCUAUUGCCAGUUUUUCUUUGUGCCUAUGCUCUACCCCAAAUCUGCAAUUUUAGAAUGCUUUUACUAAUUUGUUUAUAUCUAAGUUACUUGAGAACAACAACUCUGUCUGGUCCACCUCUGUAUUAUUAGUACCUGGCACGAUACAGAUGUGGAUGUUUGGUAAAUGUUUGCUGCUGACUGGAUGUCCAACCCACUGGCACCGUGAUUUUCUUCUUACAUCAUUACAGAUUUUAUCACAUGCUGACUGAGCUGGAGAUGCGCCUUUGUUAACUUGCCAUUGUGAGCCAUGCCUGGGUCCCUUUUCCUAGUGAGGCUCAAAAAGCCUCCUGAAGUCUUCACUACCUUCCUAAGACUGAGUUGUCAUUCUGCUAAGGAGCUACACUGUAAAGCUCUGGGACAACUGGCAAGACUGUUUGCCCCAGGCACACUGACAUUUUUUCAGCCUGUGCUCAGUGGUGUAGCCCUUCCUCCACACAGGGCCGGGGCUCAGAAUGAAGAGGGGUUGAAAUUGCUGUAGCUUCACCUCUACCUGAGCUCCACAUUCUUAUGGUUUCCUGAUAUGGAGCCCUGAUAUAGGGCAAGCCAUCCCAGUGACUCGGGCUAGCUUCUGUUUACUUUGGGUCAUUCCAGGCCAUCAGUGUGCUUCUAAACUCAGACUGUGUAUUGAGAAAUACUGAAGAGCUGAAAAACGUAAUUGUCCUGGUCCUUUAUCUCACUCAUCUGGUGUGUGAGGUUACAGAUAUUUCUUGAAGUUUCUGGCUUACCUUUCAUUUAGGAUCAGAUGCCGAGACCCAGAUAAUAGGGAGAAAUCAACUAGGAAAUAAAAUACUCACUUUCGUGACAAACUGAAUUAUGUAGGAAUUAACCUGAUGGAAUGCAUGAAACUUUUAUGACUAAAAAAAUUAGUACAAUUUCAUAACACGAAAAUAUCUUAAUAAAUGAAAUAAACAUUGUGUCCUGGUGAGACAACUAUGUGACAGAAUCACACACUAGAUGUAUCAGAGCAAUAAGGCAGACCUUUAGAAACAAUGUUGACUGAAUAAACUAGAAAAGGCUAAAGUUUCUAAUGUAAUACUAUUCAUUGAAACUAGAAACAAACCAAUCUAUAUGGUACAAGACUAGUUCUGCAUGGUAUAGAGUUAAUGUCCGUUUGGGUGAGGAGAUUAGGAUGGUACAAUAUAGGGUGAAGAUAUAAAGUAAGAUUUUUACUUCUAGCCACAGCAGAGGAACUGGGACUAAGUUUGACCUCCUGCUAUGAACAGCUGGACAAAGUACACAAAACAAUUCUUUUCAGACACUGGAUGAUAAGAUGUGAUCUCCACAAUUGCCCUUAAUUUCUGCCUGGAGACACUUUCUGAGAUGAGCAGGAAAGGGAAACCCAAGCUGAGCCAGGAAAUUUGCCUUGUUGGGAGAACACAGAUGGAAACAGAUUGAGGUCCAUGGAGUGUGAGGCACUGGAAAUUCGUAGAGCAGUAAACUGGAGAACAGGAGGAGAAGGGGGAGGGGAGUGGAGGGGAGAGGAAGAAGGAGAAGGGAAAUUUAUAGCUUUAAAUACCGGUAUUAGAAAAGAAUCAAAGUACGAUAUUGGUGGAUGAGGCUCCUAUCUUAGGAAUCUGGAAAAAAGAAGAACAAAACAAUAAAUAUUAAGAAGUAGAAGAAAAAUAAUAAAGAUAAGAGUAGAAGUCAAUUAUAUGAAAAAUAGGCAAGCAAUAGAGAAAACCAAAAAAGUAAAAAACUGAUUUUUUGAGCCCUGGCUGGUGUGGCUCAGAGGAUUGAGUGCCCAUCUGAGAAAUAAAGGGUUGGUGGUUCAAUUCCAGGGCAUGUGCCUGGGCUGUGGGCCAGGUCCCCAGCGAGAGGCAACUGCACAUUGAUGUUUCUCU